AACUUGACAUUGGCAGAUUUGACUUGACAUAAAAAUAUGAUAAAAUAACAAAAAUACAGAGGUUUUAAAUAUUAUUUUAGGUUAAUUAUUGAAACAAAUUGUUUUAAAAUUAUAGACCAUGUCGCAACCGCCAAGCCGCAGUAUCUUAGCAAUGAUACUUAGGAAUUUUUUAAAUUCCCUAAAACCUAGACAAUUUAGUGGAACUUUGAUAGGAAAAGACUAUUUUGGAAAUAAAUACUAUGAAAUCCCAGCUAAUCCAUCUGUUGGAAAAAGACGAGCUAGUCGUUGGUUCGAUCCGCCGAAAAAGGAAGAUUUUAUGCAAGAAAUGCCAGCGGAAUGGGAAGCCUGGCUAAGAGGGAGAAGAAAGGACCCCCCCACAGACGAAGAGGUUAUGAAAAAUCUAGCUAUAAUGCAAAUGAAAAAGAAAAAUGCCAUAGAAGUCGAUGCGAAAGGAGGAAAAAUGACACCGAUGACUAAGGGAAUUGAAACUUUUCCAAAAAGAUCAGAAUAUGAGACAAUACCUGGGAGGAGAAAUGAUAAAACCUAGUCCAAAUUUGUAGUUAGACUGUACAUACAUUUGUUUGUUAGUUAUUUUAAUUAUAUUUAUUUAAUUUA
This is a messenger RNA of Diabrotica balteata, 615 nucleotides long. NCBI's taxonomy places the organism in Eukaryota, Metazoa, Arthropoda, Insecta, Coleoptera, Chrysomelidae. The record is from the annotation of a GenBank genome assembly.